UAAAACAAAAUGUCUCCCGGUGUUUUUAAUUUCUCCCGUUUGGAUCCAAUAGAAGAUUCAUUUUUUCGUAUCAGCAGGUGGAUUUUAGGUCUUCUACAGUGCUGGCCUUUGGACCGUUUAAAUCGGAUUACUAAAAUCAAAUUGGUUCUACAUUUAACAAUUUUACUGACAGCAGCUUUGGGAGAGAUUCGAUCUUCUUGGUUGUUACGAAAAAGCCUCCUAGAGGCUAUCGAUGCACUCUCACCGGGUGUAACUAAGUUGGUCACUUGGAUUAAAUUAGUUUGUUUUCUAAUUUAUCGUAAGGAUCUUGAACUUAUUUUGAACAGCCUAUUGGAACAUUGUAAAACAGAUACAAAAGACAGUAGGAAAAACUACCUUAUUAGGAAAAUUUCUUAUUUUAACAACAUGUGCUGCAGUGUGCUUUACAUAAAUGCUAUAACAACAAGUGUCUCAUUUGGUUUUAAGCCAAUAGUAGUUUGGGCCUAUCAAUACUUUGUAAAUGAGAAACGAAAUACUUGGGUGGAUUUACCCUAUAAAGCAGCCCUUCCAUAUGAAGACAUGACUGAAAUGAAUAAGCCGAUGUAUUCAUUUAUGUACUGCUUUUUGGCUUAUUCUGGGUUAGUAACAACAUUUGCAGUGUCUGGAACUGAUGGAACAUUCUUAUGCUUCUGCAUGUACAUAUCUGUAGCCUAUCAGUGCUUGCAAGAAGACUUCAAAAGCACUUUUAGAGUUCAUGCAGCAAAUGAUCCUAAAAGAAGUAAAAUCCUCUACAACGACCUCUCAGCACUUAUAAGACGUCAGCAGAAAAUUAUUGAAAUAUUUAAUAGCUUCAAUCGAGUUUAUACGUUUAUGAUAUUUAUACAUUUUGUAUCUGCAAGCAUCCUUUUGGCAUUGCUUUCUAUUAAUCUUCUAUUGGCUUCUGGAGUUUUCAAAACUAUUUAUUUACUCUAUGUUCUUGGUAUAACAAAUCAUCUUUUCGCUUGUUGCUUUGGAGCGGAAAGUGUUAACAAAAAUUGUUUAAAACUAUCUGAAGUUGUAUACUUUUGUGAUUGGUAUAAUUGUGAUAGAAAAGUUAAAAAGCUGAUACUUUUUGCAUUGGUUAAAUUACAAAAAGGAAGUCCAAUGAAAGCACCAUUUUUUUCGCCAUCAUUACAACUUUUUGCAUCGAUCAUCCAGACCACUAUAUCUUAUUUUACUAUUCUACAAACAGUAUUAUAAGCAAAGAUGAAGAUCCAUUUAAUUUAAAAUGAAGGGCUUGAAGCUGGUGACUUAACUUUACAAAUGAGAAACAUCUGGUUUAUAUUUUGCUGAAUUUCAUCAAAAUCAGUUCAACUAUUUUAAGGUCAAUUUGGGAACAUUCAGAAAUAAAACUUUGCUGUUCAUAAUUGUAUGCAUAUGAACUUGUGAUUUUGAAUGAAUACACAUAUCUAUACAGAUUUUUAAGAUGUUGAGUUU
Eupeodes corollae is the source of this 1455-nucleotide messenger RNA. Its product is annotated as odorant receptor 22c-like. Gene Ontology annotation, molecular function: olfactory receptor activity; odorant binding. The transcript has 7 exons. The record is from RefSeq and is a predicted model, not a curated record. NCBI's taxonomy places the organism in Eukaryota, Metazoa, Arthropoda, Insecta, Diptera, Syrphidae. Gene Ontology annotation, biological process: sensory perception of smell; detection of chemical stimulus involved in sensory perception of smell. The coding region runs from base 10 to 1218 and encodes 402 amino acids. Gene Ontology annotation, cellular component: plasma membrane.